Molecule: messenger RNA, 5142 nt
Organism: Cinara cedri
Lineage: Eukaryota; Metazoa; Arthropoda; Insecta; Hemiptera; Aphididae
Source: the annotation of a GenBank genome assembly
AUAAAAAUCUAUUGAUAUUGUACCGUGCCAACAAAUUAUUAUGUUAAUAAGCUCAACUACGAUGAUGACUUAUAUCCAAUUAUUGACGGUUGUGCUGUGCUCUUGUUUCUUACAGGUAAUUAUUACUAUAAUAUGCAUAACACCAAUAUCAUUUACAUAUUAUUUGUACAUAUAAUAUUAAUACAUAUAGUCAGAAUUAUAAACAUGUCAAAAAUAUGCAAGACUAAAAAAAACGAUAUAUGUAUAUUAGAGCCUUUAAGUUGUAGAUGUGAUUUAUAGAAUAUUUGGACAUAUGGUUUUUUGACUGUAAACCCAAAUUGCCUGAUAAAAAAAUUAGAUAUUUUUCCAUAAGUAAUUUUUAUUUUGGCAUUAUUGCCUACGAUUACUAAUUUAUUAUUACAAUCAUUAUUGCCAUUAUAAAUUAUGAUCAAAAUAGGCAAUAAUUUAAAAUAAUUAAAUAUUCCUCUAUAAUAGAAGGAAAUAUGACCACGGAAAAAAAUUUUCAAUAUUUCCUAUGCCUAUGAUUACCUAAACUUUUUGACUUAAAAACGUUUUGGUGUUUUCAAAAUUGUAAUUGUUUAGAUUUUGAGUAUAGCGAGGAAUGUAAUGGCUUUACAAUGAUGUUUAUAUUUUUAUUUUUUUUUAAUAUCUGUGAACAACUUUUUUACUAGCAAUUUUGUUCCGAUUUGCAAUGAUUGCACUUUUUCUAAACGAAAAUCUUACUGGGGUGGUACUUUAAGGAGGUCAUUUUUUAAUUUCAAAAGUUUUAUUUAAUCAGAAGUUUUCCCAAUAAAUGUAAAAAAACAUUGAAAAACCAUAGGGUAAUCGGGAAAAUAGGUAGGUACAAUAUUAAACAAAUAUUAUUAAAAAAUAUAUAUAAUGCAUAUGCAUAUGUAUUAUUUUACCAUAAUAUGAUACAUAUAUCAUUGACAAAGCAACAAUAUCAACUGAAUUCCACUCAGAAUCGUUUUUCCAUAGCAACGAUUAAUCAUUGCGUACAAAUUUACAUUAAAUUUCCCUUCUAUUACCUUUUCAAAUUCUCACCUACAACAGUCACCCAUCCACGUGUGAGGUAUAUCCGUCUUUUUAAACUUACAAUUUUACAACCUCAUACUAUAAAUAUAGUUAAUUUUAUUUAUCUUUAGAAUAACUAUACUAUUUGGAACCUUCAAAACCUAUAAUAAUAAUAAUAAUAAUAAUUAUAUAAUUAAUAAGUAAUUCUAUAAUUAGGUAACAAUAUAAAAUAAUUGAAUCAAAAAAGAGCUCAGAAAUUUAUACUAUUUUUACCUUGGAUAUGGUUGGUUGAUGAAUGAAUUCGAUAAAAAAAAAAAAAAAAAUAUCGGCAUCGUUAAAAUUAUUCUUGUCAGUGAUGGAUUUACGGAGGGGGUGGCCAGGGCUUCUGAACCCUCCAGACACCGAUAUAAUUUCAAUAAAAUGUCGUCUAAAAAAAGGCAUCUAUUAACAAAAACGUUUAAAAUACAUAUCAUUUUCAGGACCCUUUCCAGAAAAUUGUUGAAAAUCUGUCACUGAUUCUGUUCUUUAAAAUUAAUAUUAUGUUUAUGUACACUUAUACCACAUCAGUCAUGAUCUAUAAAGAAAAUUUCACUUCAACGAAUCUACUUUAUUUCAACUACUGUCGAUUAAAAUGUUACAAAUUGGAAUAAUGAUUGGUAAAUAAUAUAAUCAUUAGUCAAUUCGAUUUUAUAAAUGUGAUACAUAAGAUUGCUAUAUUCACGUGAGUAAAUGAGCCAUUGUUAAUUAUUAGGUACAAUAAUAUAAUUAGGAUGGAUCAAAUAUUACAAAGAUUACAGUUACAAUAACUUAACAGUAACAUCAUGAUCAAUUAAAAAUAAAAAUAUGAACAUUUAUAUAUUAUAAUCACUAUAUUCAUUUUUACAAUUUUUAUUAGGUAUAUAUUUUACAUAAAUUAUAAAUAUAAAUGCGCCAAAAUGUUUUGGUCUGAUAGAGGCGUACCUAUUCCGAGUUGUAGCUCCUAAGAAUGAAAUGCGGAGAAAUCGUGUAUAAUUUUAUUAUCUUUGACGAAAAUGGUUAUUCUGCAUUCCUUAUUUUGACAAAACGUAUACACGUUAUUUACGUUAGUCCGUUAAAAUCAACCAGUUUCUCUCGCUAGUAUAAUGAUCUCUUCGUUUUAAUCCUAAUCAAGUGGCAUCAGACAUUCUCAUUUCGCCCUCCAUAACUUGAUCACGCUAUGUUUCCUAAUCUAUUCCGUAUGCUCUCAAAAUAUCUCAUCUAAUAACCAGUUCUAGCCUAUUUUAUUUUAUAUUAUCCGUUAGAUAUACAAAGCUGGCAAAUGUUACUAUGGAUCAGUAGCAGAUCCGGGGAGGGGGGUUGAUAGGGCGAUUGCCCCCCCCCGUUCACUCUCCAAUAUACUCUUAGCUGCAUUAUAACUUGAUUAAUCAUUGAACUCGUCAUAAAUGUAUACUUUAUAUGCAUUUUUAAAAUCGCCCACCUCAUUAUCUUGUCCUGGAUCAGCCCCUGCUGUGGACGGGAGUUUUAGAGAACACCACAAUACCCGCGUGUGCUGUUUCCGUCAUCAAACACAUGACAUAACAAAUUUGCAUUCAGCAGAAACAUUAUCAAAUUUAAAGAACUACGUAAAUUUUUUCUAUAUUUUUAUUUUUGAGCGAGAUAUAAGCGUUCUUAAAUACUUCACAUAGGUACUCAUAUCUAACUUAACAAUUAAUAAAUUUAGAUGAAUUUAAAUAUGUUUUAUCUUUAAGUUUGAUAAUAGAUCAAUUCACUCUAAUAUUAAAACUAACAACAUAGGUCAUAGAGUUCAGUGGCGUACCUAAGCCUUUUUUACGAGUAGGGAGGGGCGAAAUAUAUUUUCACCCACUCUUAAAAUAGAAAAUUCUUUAAACAAAUUACAUCAUAGCUACAAACAUUUUAUUAAUAGUUGCGGGAAUUGGGCUCUUUUAUAUUUGUAAAAUAUAACAUUUUAAUACAUAAAAUAAGACAUUUUUAUUUAAUUAGCUAUAAAAAUGUAUAUUUUUAAUUUAAAAUACAAAAUCUAAUCUCUGGUUUUUCAUAGAAGAGAAUUUUUUAAUGAUAUCACCCACUGGUAUAAUUAUUUCUUGGUAAAUAUGCAACAGUGCAAGCCCGCAUAAACGAUCCUGGCCCAUCCUGACAUCAAAAAUAUUGACCCAUUUUGACCCUAGAUAACAAAAAUAUUUUAAUAUCUAUAUGAAUUUGACCGUGUUAUCAUAUUAUUAAUCAUUUCAUAAAAAAAAAAAAUUAAAAUAAUUUCAAAAACACUAAAAACAAAUAAUUACAAUGUAUAAUUAUACAGCCCACGGAGUGGAAGCAAAUACCCCUCUCAACCCUUUCCCAUAGACACACCACUAAAAGAGUUAUCCCUGCUAAACGCAAAUUUACUACCUAUAUUACAUGUGUUAGUAAGACGUAGACAGCACACGCAUGCGUUCUCUUAGUAGCUGGUACCUAAUUAACUUGCCUAUAUUUUUUUGAUGCUUACACGUACUCCGUAGUAUGACAGGAUUUUCAAUUUUAUUAUCAGAUUCACAUAAAUGCUGGUGAUAACGAUAUAACGAAUGAAUCGAUACCUUGCAACGUUGACCGGUGUGAAAAUAAUACGCUGUGUGUACAUUCAAAGUACAUUUUAAAUUUUACAAUAAUAGACACGAGGGUAUUAUUUUAAUUAUUAUUAUAGUUACACCUAGCAUUAGCUUCAUCAAAAAAAUGUGUUUUUUUUUUUUUUAGAUUAGUUUUUCCAGGAUUGUUUUUUCAGAUAUAGACAGUUCAAAUAAUUUACACUUACGAAAUUUUUGGUUCGCGAAAACUGACAAUUUAGAAACCUUUCACCCCUUCUUAAAUUUUUAAAACGAUUUCAAGGGUAUAUUUUCUAUUUAAUAUUUAAUUAUAGUAUUAUAGUAUGAGUUAUAACUGUUCAUUUGUUGAUGAGAAAUAGAAUAACUACCUACAUUUUUUAUUUUAUUUGUCCAGUCAAGCACUUCCCAUACUUGAUUAUCGAUAAUUAAUAUACCUAUUGCUAAGUCAUCGUGGAAAAAAAUUAAGAGUUUAAAGAAUGCUCUACAGUGUAUACACAUUGUCCUCUAAAUAUUCCUAUAUUCAUCAAUAUUUCCUCGUCUACUCCAUGUGUCUUUAUAAUUCCCCUAAAAACCUUUAGUUACUUUUGUUUCAGCAGCCUACCUCUCCCAGAUUUCCAUCUACAAUUUAGAUUCUACAUGAUUAAAAACAUCGCGAGAUUAUACGCUACAGUAUACAGUUUAUUUACCGAGAUAAUUUCGUAAUACACGCGGUUUUCACACUGUGUUUCAGGAUGCAAUCACGUCGGACGUUUCCGUCACGGUAGAACCCACCAAAUAUCCAAACCUGACCAGGGUGAGUAACGAGUUCUGGAAGAGCUGGGAAGACAUAAAUCGUGCCAGUCGGCUUGGGAAAUUAGGCACGAGGUCAGUAAGAAACACCGUGGAAUCUGUGCUCAACAGCCCGGCGUUUUGGUCCUCACUGCAACGCGUAAUUAAUAGACGCGUUAGGAUGACCACCGACAAGGAAGACGCAAAUAGACAGAUAAGGACUUACGACAUAAUAGCUGAUGUACUGACGAACCCAGCUGCCAUCAAAGGGUUCCAGGUCAUGGUCGCCGACUUAUACGACUCGGCCAUUCAGUAUGACCCGAGCUUACAGCAGCAGUACGACACCGUCGCAAUCCAGAAAGCUCUGCAGACGAUUUUUAACGCCGUCAACAGCGGUGCGGUUAAAAAUAAGGUGGACAUGGUCAAGAAAUACGUGGACGACAAAUUCAACCCGUCCCCAGAGGUUCUGUGCGAUAGCUUCCGGGCGUUCAAGAAUUCCCUGAACGUGGGUGGAAUGAUAUUGAUCAACGACAGUAUGGCCACCAACAUUUUAACCACCAUGUCCAUCUUAGAGGAGAUCGCGCGUAGUCGUAAAUCAGCGUUACCAAUAAAAUCAACAACGCAAACCGUAAAACGUAUUACGUAAUAUAAAUAUUGACUAGUUAUUAUUUAUGCCUACCAAAUACACAUAAAUUAUAUACAUAUAUUAUUUAUAAAAUAACUGUUCGUUACAAUUUCAAUAUUUUUAAAAUAUUAUAAUAAAUACAGUAAAUUUAUACAGGUG